Molecule: messenger RNA, 34079 nt
Organism: Coregonus sp. 'balchen'
Lineage: Eukaryota; Metazoa; Chordata; Actinopteri; Salmoniformes; Salmonidae
Source: the annotation of a GenBank genome assembly
AGAACACUACCCCGUCACUUAACGGCGAAAAGAGAACCAUGCCUGGGAUACUGCUAGGAGACGUGUUCCCUAACUUCGAAGCCGAGACAACCAUCGGCAAGAUCAAAUUCCAUGACUUUUUAGGAAACUCGUAAGUGCUACUUUUGUAGGCUAAAGAAGUCGGUGUGAUUGCGUACUCAAUUGCAAACAGUAGCCUAAUAAUUUACUGAUUGUGUGUUUGUGUAACAUUGGAUGUACAGACAAUAACAGACUUGGCUGAACGUCCAUUGCCACGAGCUCAGUGUGAAAUUUGUCAUACACGGAAGAAUUGCAAACAGUAGCCUAAUAAUUUACUGAUUGUGUGUUUGUGUAACAUUGGAUGUACAGACAAUAACAGACUUGGCUGAAUGUCCAUUGCCACGAGCUCAGCGUGAAAUGUGUCAUACACGGAAGACACAAGCGUCAUAUAACAUGAUGGUAAUUAUAGACGCUAAGCACCGGUCCAGGACCAGUUUCAUGUAACGCCGUAGUCCAUGUCAUAUGGAAAGCGAAUUUGAACAACAUUACUGGGCUGAUAAACAACGGUUUGUUACAACAUAUGUUGUCCUCAAUUUCCAUUGAAAUAAUGUAAGACACUCGUAAAAUUAGAUUUGUAUAUAAAGAAUUCCUGUUUUUAACAUAUACACACUUGACUGUGCCCCGGUUUCCGGAUAGCGAUGUUUAUUUUAUUUUUGGUAGAUUUUUUUUGUUUUAAAUUUUUUGUUUUACAAAACGAUACAAAGUACAAAUUACAUAUAAGGCACAAAUAUUCAUUAUACAAAUGAUCAGCAAUCAACAACUGACAUGUCUAACAUAAAACAAAACACAGGUAAAAACAAUAAAAUACUUUAAAUACAUAUUUGUUUUUGAAAAAAAUAAAGUGCAAUUGUAUUCACUCAGAAAAAUCUCAUAAUGAUUCAAGGAGAUGCUAGUAACUGUGAAUAAUGUCUAAACAAGAUGGUUAAAUUAAAUCAGACAUUUUUGUAAUUUUGUUAUGGAAUUCAGGAAUUUAUGUUUGUGUAUAAAGUAUUUGGCAACGAGAAAAAAGUAUAUGGUCUUGUUAUCAUUGCAAUAGUAACAUAUGAUAUCCUUCAUGUCAAAAACAAGGGUAGUGUUCAAAAAGCUAAAUAUGUUUUCUGCAAGGUUUUCCCAAAACUCUAUCACAGAUUUACAUUCAUAGAACAAGUGUGUAAGCAGAAAACGCAGAUAUCAUCAAUGUCAACAAAUUUGGAUAACAUAGAAUUACAUGUGUAUAUACACUACCAGUCAAAAGUUUGGACACCUACUCAUUCAAGUUUUUUUUUUUUUUUUUUUUUUGACAAUUUUUUACAUUGUAGAGUAAUAGUGAAGACAUCAAAACUAUGAAAGAACACAUAUGGAAUCAUGUAGUAACCAAAGAAGUGUUAAAUAAAUCAAAAUAUAUUUUAUAUUCUUCAAAUAGCCACCCUUUGCCUUGAUGACAGCUUUGCACACUCUUGGCAUUCUCUCAACCAGCUUCACCUGGAAUGCUUUUCCAACAGUCUUGAAGGAGUUCCAUAUAUGCUGAGCACUUGUUGGCUGCUUUUCCUUCACUCUGCCGUCCGACUUAUCCCAAACCAUCUCAAUUGGGUUGAGGUCGGGGGAUUGUGGAGGCCAGGUCAUCUGAUGCAGCACUCCAUCACUCUCCUUCUUGGUAAAAUAGCCCUUAGACAGCCUGGAGGUGUGUUGGGUCAUCAAGGUAAAGGGUGGCUAUUUUGAAGAAUCUCAAAUAUAAAAUACAUCUUGAAUUGUUAAACACUUUUUUUGGUUACUACAUUAUUCUAUAUGUGUUAUUUCAUGGUUUUGAUGUCUUCACUAUUAUUCUACAAUGUAGAAAAUAGUAAAAAUAAAGAAAAACCUUGGAAUGAGGUGGUGUAUCCAAACUUUUGACUGGUACUGUAUCUUAUGCAGAAUCUUAAAGUGCACUUCCUUACAUUUGUUUGGUAUACAGUAUUUGUAAGGCAUCAACCAAGCUUUUUUCCAGACAAUGUCAGAAAUAAACAUGUUCCCAACAAAACUUCCGCUAGGUGUAAAUUGGUUCCGUGAAUGGAAAAUGUGUCUUUAUGUAUUUGUUACAAGAUUUCUCAAGUAAACCCAUGCCUUCCAGGCUGAGUUCUGGAUAAACUCUGUGAUCAUCACCAAAGCUAAGAUGAGUUUUCAUUAGUGUAGUUAGACCGCUGUGAAUGGCGUUGAUCACAUAAAUAAAUUCCGAAAGGUAUUGGAAAAACAUUUUUCUAUAUUUUAGUCAUUUAGCAGACGCUCUUAUCCAGAGUGACUUACAGUUAGUGCAUUCAUCUUAAGAUACAGUAGCUAGGUGGGACAACCACAUAUCACUUCUGCUUCUGUACUCAAGAAAGUAGCUAUCAGUAGUCAGAGCUAGAUUAAAACUAAAUGUUUCUAAAUGUGAAAUCGUAUGUUUAUAUGACUGAUAAAGAAAUAGAAAAUAUUCAUUUUAAAGGACUGUGGUAAAUAUUUAGGAAUACAUCUAUCUAAAAAUCACUUAAUCAGACAAUAUAAUAAUUUCUCUCCUAAAAUUAAGAACCAAGAAUAUAUUUAAUAAUCUAUCUAUACUUGGGAGAGUGCUUCUGUCCAAGGCAGAGGGAUUGUCUCGCUUUGUGUACAUUUACAUUUUACAUUUUAGUCAUUUAGCAGACGCUCUUAUCCAGAGCGACUUACAGUUAGUGAGUGCAUACAUUAUCAUUUUUUAUUUUGUACCAACUGCUGUCUUCAUUUGUAAAUUCAUCUACCUGUAAAGAGAUCAACAAGACCUUUCUUGACAUCAUCUGGAAAAAUAAGUCUCUCAAACUGAAAAAGUCAGUUCUCUCAAAUAAGAGGUCUGGAAAUGUUGGAUUUUGUUAACAUAAAUGACAUUUUCAAGAUCAAUUGGUUGAAAAUAUGUUUGGUCAAUACAGAAUCAAUUUGGUAUUUCAUUCCAAACAAUGUGUUUAAUAAGUUGGGAGGUCUUCCAUUUUUACUGAAAUCGAAUUAUCUUCCUGAAAGAUUACCCGCCAAAUUGGCUAGGUUUCACCAACAAGCUUUAAUGUCCUGGAAAAUAUUUUCCCAGAAUAAGACUCUUUUGUGGAAUAAUUCAGACAUAACUGUAAGGAAUAAGUCAUUGUUCUACCCUAGCUGGCAUUAAAAUAAUAUUAACUUUGUUCUUGAUGUGUUCGACAACUAGGGGUAAUAUUCUUUCAUAUGAACAAUUUAUAACAUGCAAAUAUUGAGGCGGCUUAUUCUAAUGCUUACCCAAUAAAAAUGCACAAAAUCACAGAUUUGGCACAUCAUUAAGCACGUUAGGCUACACAUCAUUAUAUAUAUUGAGACAAAUUACAGAAAGUAGCCUACAUGUAGCAAAAUAGUGGUGAGGAGGAGGAGCUCCGGACCCUUCUUGUCUGGAAGUAAUUUAGCCAUUCAUUGUAGUCAUUGUGAUCUGUAGAGUUGCUGUUUUCUCGUGUCUGACUAUCGUAUUUGUUGAUUUAAAUCAGACUUUAUUAAUAUAAUGAGUAAUCCAGGAAUGAGUGAGAACUUGAGAAAAUAGCAACUCAACAGAUCACACUGACUAAAAUUACUUCUGGACACUAAGGGUCCGCAGAGCUCCUCCUACUCACAACUCUAUGAUAUCCUUCGCCACCGUCAUUCUAUGACAUAUCUCGAACCAGUCAUAACUAUUCAAUAAAACAAUACAUAAUUGAAAUGUAUUUCCAGCGACUUUUUUAGUGCAUUCGGAAAGUAUUCAGACGCCUUGACUUUUUCCACAUUUUGUUACAUACAUUUGUUUUCGCCCCUCAAUCUACACAAAAUACCCAAUGAUGACGAAGCUAAAACAGGUUUUUAGAUUUUUUAGCAAGUUAUUCCAAAACCUGUAUCCUGUUUGCAGGAUUUAGUCAAGGCACUAAAGUAAAACUGCUAAAAAUGUGGCAAAGAAAUUAACUUUUUGCCCUGAAUACAAAGCGUUAUGUUUGGGGCAAAUCCAACACAUCACUGAGUACCACUUGUCAUAUUUUUAAGCAUGGUGGUGGCUGCAUCAUUUUAUGGGUAUGCUUGUCAUCCGCAAGGACUAGGGAGUUUUUUAGGAUAAAAUAAAUGGAAUACAGCUAUAAGCACAAGGUAAAAUCCUAGAAAACCUGGUUCAAUAUGGAAUAAGUCGAGGGGUAUGAAUACUUUCUGAAGGCACUGUAACCAGAUACAGUGCAUUCGGAAAGUAUUCAGACCCCUUGACUUUUUCCACAUUUUGUUACGUUACAGCCUUAUUCUAAAAUUGAUUAAAUUGUUUUUUUCCCUCAUCAAUCUACACACAAUACCCCAUAAUGACAAAGUAAAAACAGGUUUUUAGAAAAUUUAGCAAAUGUAUUACAAAAAAAAAAAAAAGGAAAUAACACAUUUACAUAAGUAUUCAGACCAUUUACUCAGUACUUUGUUGAAGUACCUUUGGCAGCGAUUACCGCCUUGAGUCUUCUUUGGUAUGACGCUACAAGCUUGGCACACCUGUAUUUGGGGAGUUUCUCCCAUUCUUCUCUACAGAUCCUCUUAAGCUCUGUCAGGUUGGAUGGGGCGGUUCAAGUCCGGGCUUUGGCUGGGCCACUCAAGGAUAUUCAGAGACUUGUCCUGAAGCCACUCCUGCGUUGUCUUGGCUGUGUGAUUUGGGUCGUGGUCCUGUUGGAAGGUGAACCUUCGCCCCAGUCUGAGGUACUGAGCGCUCUGGAGCAGGUUUUCAUCAAGGAUCUCUCUGUACUUUGCUCUGCUCAUCUUUCCCUUGAUCCUGACUAGUCUCCCAGUCCCUGUCGCUGAAAAACAUCCCCACAGCAUGAUGCUGCCACCACUAUGCUUCACCUUAGGGAUGGUGCCAGGUUUCCUCCAGAUGUGACGCUUGGCAUUCAGGCCAAAGAGUUCAAUCUUGGUUUCAUCUGACCAGUGAAUCUUCUUUCUCAUGGUCAGAGUCCUUUAGGUGCCUUUUGGCAAACUCCAAGCGGGCUGUGACGUGCCUUUUACUGAGAAGUGGCUUCCGACUGGCCACUCUACCAUAAAGGCCUGAUUGGUGGAGUGCUGCAGAGAUGGCUGUCCUUCUGGAAGGUUCUCCCAUCUCCACAGAGGAACUCUGGAGCUCUGUCAGAGUGACCAUCGGGUUCUUGGUCACCUCCCUGACCAAGGCCCUUCUCCCCCGAUUACUCAGUUUGGCCGGGCAGCCAGCUCUAGGAAGAGUCUUGGUGGUUCCAAACUUCUUCUAUUUUUAAGAAUGAUGGAGGCCACUGUGUUCUUUGGGACCUUCAAUGCUGCAUAACUUUUUUGGUACCCUUCCCCUGAUCUGUGCCUUGACACAAUCCUGUCUCGGAGCUCUACGGAAAAUUCCUUUGACCUCAUAGCUUGGUUUUUGCUCUGACAUGCACUGUCAACUGUGGGACCUUAUAUAGACGGGUGUGUGCCUUUCCAAGUCAUGUCCAAUCAAUUGAAUUUACCACAGGUGGACUCCAAUCAAGUUGUAGAAACAUCUCAAGGAUGAUCAAUGGAAACGGGAUGCACCUGAACUCAAUUUCGAGUCUCAUAGCAAAGGGUAUGAAUACUUAUGUAAGGUAUUUCUGUUCUUUAUAUUUCAUAAAUUUGCAAAAAUGUCUAAACCUGUUUUUGUUUUGUCAUUAUGGCUUAUUGUGUGUAGAUUUGAUGAGGAAAACAUUAACUUUAAUCCAUUUUAGAAUAAGGUUGUAACGUAACAAAAUGUGGAAAAAGGGAAUGGUUCUGAAUACUUUCCAAAUGCACUGUAUAUUUAUAUUCUGCAAAAUGUGUGAGGCUUUACUAUGCUGCCUAUACAUUGCAAUUAUUUCUGCAUCAAUCUGAACAUCCCAUUAAAUUCAGUUGUUGUGAUGUGCAUAUAGAUUUGUGUGCAGCUAUAUCCAGCUGUCCCAUCCUUAUUUGUAGGCGCAAUUGUUUAGAUGAACACAACUUAAACUAGCUUGCAGUGAGUUUGUGACUGAGCAGACAAGGCUGCCAUUGUUGUGUGUCAGCGCUCCCAUUCGCUUUUGGCUUUGUGUCUGCUGAUCAAAGGAUCAAUAGAUGAGCAAAGGCAGCAGCUUUUACAUCUCACUCAUGCGUACACGCACGUGCACACACACAGUCGGCUUGGUCAAAGGUUUGGCCGUUACAUAAGCAUGAACAAACUCCUUCCAAAGUGGAGAGGGAGCAGUGCUAUCAAAAGUUGACCAAACACAGCAGAAUUAUACCUAAUAUAUUCCAGUGUUUUUAUAGCUCAAUCAUUAACAUGGGCCCUGCUUUUUUUCCAGUAGCCAUGGAAAGUUAAAUAAUAGAAGAAUAUAAAGGGGUCAGGGUAGGGAUAAGGGUUGGCACGGGGGAAGGACCCUCCAACAUGGUAGAUUUGGGGUGCUCUUUCACACACACAUAAAUUAUUAUAUUGAAUAACUUUGGCUUUGCACAGCCGUGUGUGGUGCAGCCGGAGGGGGGGGUGGACUCAAGCAUUUCCUGCCGCAGGGUUAAAUGAUUGUGCAGAACUAGAGACCGGUUCAACACCCCCUCUAGGGGAUUUAGGUUUCUACUGAACAGAGCAAAUUCAUUUAGUUUUUCUACUGCCAUUGCUGGGGUCCAAUAUGGAGGGAUGGGAGAGAGGAGGGGUGGUAGAGGAAAGAAGAUGACUUGAAACUUAUACAAAUCUCAAGAUAAAAUGUUUCACUGUGUUUGUUUGGGUAGUUAUUUAUUUUACUCUGUAGCUAAAAGCCUCUCAUUUGGAUGUUUUGGCACUCAGUACAUGAUUGGCCAGAGAUUAUUCUGUUAUUGCAACACCCUAACAGUCCCCCAUUCAAACACUGGUGGUUGUACAGCUCUGUUUCUAGUGCAACAGUUUAAAUGUUUUCUUAUAGACUAUUGCUAUAAUACAGAAUGAUGUGCAAAUUAUUGUGGUACUUCAGUAAAAACCAUUCACAAUUACUGUCUUGACCUGUAUUGUCCUACAGAAGACCACCUGUUACGCUACUUUGAAAAAUAAUUCUAACCAUACUGUCCCAGUCUGACACAAUGAGUGGUGUGGGAAAGGAGGAGAGCAAUGUUUAGAGGGCUUGCUUUUAUAUUCAAUGACCCCGUCUCUAUUAUUUGGAUGUAAUAUGACGCUAAAAAGGUGUGGUUCUACAAAGCACUCUAGUUUUCCUGUUAUUUUCUUCACACAGUCUCACAUACAUUGUUGCAUCAUUGGUGAACCACACAUUCCAGAGACUAGUCACCUGAUUUUCAGUCUUUCCUUCCACCUUCCCUCACAUAGUCAGAUGGUCACACUCUGCCUCUCAUUUAGUAAAAGUGAAUGGAUUAAAUAAAACUCACACACACUGUCUAACCCAGGACUGCCCAACCCUGUUCCUGGAGAGCUACUGUCCUGUAGGUUUUUGCUCCAAUCCUAAUCUAGCACACCUGAUUCUAAUAAUUAGCAGGUUGAUAAGAUUAAUCAGGUUAGGAACACCUGGGGUUGGAGCGAAAACCACCAACAGGGUUGGGCAGUCGUGGUCUAGCCUAAUGUUUUCCUCUGCAUAUACUUACUCUCCUCCCUCCCUCUCUCCUCUCCUCCAGAUGGGGGAUCCUGUUCUCCCACCCCCGGGACUUUACUCCAGUGUGUACCACAGAGCUGGCCUGUGCUGCCAAGAUCAGCGAUGAGUUCAAGAAACGCCACGUCAAGAUGAUUGCUCUGUCCAUCGACAGCGUGGCGGACCACCUCGCCUGGAGCAAGGUCUGUCUACCCCUUUCUCUGCAUCCAUUGCCUAAGUGGUUAAAAUGUAGAGAGCACAUUCCCGUACAUUGCAUAACUACAAUAUGGACGGCCUCUCUCACACAGAUGUACUACCAUAUCUAAACACUGUCAGCCAUGUCUAAAUUAAUAUUGCAUGCAUACACACCCUGUGUAAUCCCCCUGAGACUGCUUUAGUCAGCACAGCUGUUACACUCCAUCUCAACUGCAUUCACAGAUGGCCAUUUCUCUACAGAAAUAUAUUGUGUAGAACAGAUAUGUUUGUCUGUCAAGUAUAACAGGGAAUAGUGUUAGCUUUUCAUUACAUUUCUAUCUGCAAGGGCCUGAACGUUUUACCUCCUCCCUUAAAGGCCUUUCUUUGGUCCAACAGGGGAACGAGUUCCUCUGGACUGCCAAGUUCUCAAAUCUUAUACUGUGGCAUUGGUGAUUGGACAGAUGGCUAGAUUGCUAGGUUACAGAAGCACCUCCCCCGUCCUCCAAAGUUCUCAACAAGUUUUUUCAAUGAAAAGUUAACCUUUUUGAAGUUCACUGAAUCAAGUUUUCCCACCCCCUCUCCCUACACACACACACACACACACACAACCACCUCUGGCUGAACCUGUAUGACUAAUGGCAGCCUUCCUUCCCACAGUGAGGAGUAUUAUUUUUGUCUGAUGUCCAGUUUUUGAUUAGACCAGACCAGCCAUUACACUGCAGUUUAUACUUCUGUAAUCUCGGUUAACUCAGAACUAAAGUCUCAAGUAAUUGGUCAACUGCUCGAUUAAGUUCUGGGUCCAUCCACGUUAAGAGAAGAGAUCAAGAAAUGAUAGAAAAAGAAGCGGAACUGGAACGAGGAGCUAAAACCCUCGCUCUUUGCAAGUUAUGAGCCGAAUGUGCUAACACCUGCGAAAUCGGGAUUUGUCCAAAUAACCAGUGACGAAAAACCCAAACACCGGAACUACUGCUGCUCUUAUCUUAUGAAUCCAUUCAAUCCCAACAGAUUCUCUCAGUUUACACACAGAAUCUUUCCACAAGAUAUUAAUACUGCUGCUGUGAACACUGCAACUAUCUCCACCAUUUUAACACCUCUACAACUGUAAACAUGUACAGUUGAAGUCGGAAGUUUACAUACACCAUACACAUACACAAUACAUUUAAACUCAGUUUUUCACAAUUCCUGACAUUUAAUCUUUGUAAAACCUCCAUGUCUUAGGUCAGUUAGGAUCACCACUUUAUUUUAAGAAUGUGAAAUGUCAGAAUAAUAGUAGAGCUUUUAUUUCUUUCAUCACAUCAGAAGUUUACAUACACUCAAUUAGUAUUUGGUAGCAUUGCCUUUAAAUUGUUUAACUUGGGUCAAACGUUUCGCACAAUAAGUUGGGUGAAUUUUGGCCUAUUCCUCCUGACAGAGCUGGCGUAACUGAGUCAGGUUUGUAGGCCUCCUUGCUUGCACACACCUUUUCAGUUCUGCCCACACAUUUUCUAUAGGAUUGAGGUCAGGGCUUUGUGAUGGCCACUCCAAUACCUUGACUUUGUUGUCCUUAAGCCAUUUUGCCACAACUUUGGAAGUAUGCUUGGGGUCAUUGUCCAUUUGGAAGACCCAUUUGCGACCAAGCUUUAACUUCCUGACUGAUGUCUUGAGAUGUUGCUUCAACAUCAUUUUCCUUCCUCAUGAUGCCAUCUAUUUUGUGAAGUGCACCAGUCCCUCUUGCAGCAAAGCACCCCCACAGCAUGAUGCUGCCACCCCCGUGCUUCACGGUUUUUUUCGGUGUUCUUCGGCUUGCAAGGGUCCCCCUUUUUUCUCCAAACAUAACGAUGGUUAUUAUGGCCAAACAGUUCUAUAUUUGUUUCAUCAGACCAGAGGACAUUUCUCCAAAAAGUAAGAUCUUUGUCCCCAUGUGCAGUUGCAAACCGUAGUCUGUCUUUUUUAUGGCGGUUUUGGAGCAGUGGCUUCUUCCUUGCUGAGCGGCCUUUCAGGUUAGGUCGAUAUAGGACUCGUUUUACUGUGGAUAUAGAAACUUUUGUACCUGUUUCCUCCAGCAUCUUCACAAGGUCCUUUGCUGUUGUUCUGGGAUUGAUUUGCACUUUUCGCACCAAAGUACAUUAAUCUCUAGGAGACAGAACACGUCUCCUUCCUGAGCGGUAUGACGGCUGCGUGGUCCCAUGGUGUUUAUACUUGCGUACUAUUGUUUGUACAGAUGAACGUGGUACCUUCAGGCAUUUGGAAAUUGCUCCCAAGGAUUAACCAGACUUGUGGAGGUCUACAAUUUAUUUCUGAAGUCUUGGCUGAUUUUCUUUUGAUUUUACCCAUGAUGUCAAGCAAAGGCACUGAGUUUGAAGGUAGGCCUUGAAAUACAUCCACAGGUUCACCUCCAAUUGACUCAAAUUAUGUCAAUUAGCCUAUCACAAGCUUCUAAAGCCAUGACAUCAUUUUCUGGAAUUUUCCAAGCUAUUUAAAGUCACAGUCAACUUAGUGUAUGUGAACUUCUGACCCACUGGAAUUGUGAUACAGUGAAUUAUAAGUGAAAUAUUCUGUCUGUAAAGAAUUGUUGGAAAAAUUACUUGUGUCAUGCACAAAGUAGAUGUCCUAACCGACUUGUCAAAACUAUAGUUUGUUAACAAGAAAUUUGUGGAGUGGUUGAAAAAUGAGUUUUAAUGACUCCAACCUAAGUGUAUGUAAACUUCCGACUUAAAUUGUAACUGUCCAGACUAAUGGCCCCCAUUUAUAAUAGCAUUCACUCUGGCCACAACCUGUUCCAAUCCAGUCACCCUGAUGUUGAUGUGUCUGUGAAAGAGCUGAGUGACUCAGAUCAGAGUUAUAGUUCUCAGUACUGUAGGUUAUACUACAUACAGUCACAGGUUCUGCUGUUUGUAGUUCACAUCAUGAUAACAGUAGAGUGAGUUAUUGAGCAAAGAAAUGACACUUUUACUCUUCUAAUUACUGAAGUCUGUAAAGACGUCAAUGAUCAAAAUGACAGCCAGUAAAGGUGAUACAGACCCCUGCCCUUCCUGAUUAUCGCUGACCUCUAACCUCUCUCCCUCUGUAGGAUGUGAUGGCGUUUAACAGUGAGAGUGCGGGCUCUCCCCUGCCCUUCCCCAUCAUCGCUGAUGAUAAGAGGGAGCUGUCAGUUCAGCUGGGCAUGCUGGACCCUGAUGAGCUCGACAAGGAUGGCAUGCCCCUCACCGCACGCUGUGUGAGUAUUAGGUCACAGACACAUCCAUGAGAUGUAAACGACAACAUUUUUGCCGAAGAAAAUGAAGAUCAAAUUGGUGUUUGUUUAUAUGACCCCUCCCCUUUGGUCCCUCCACCAGGUGUUUGUGAUUGGUCCAGAUAAGAAGAUGAAGCUUUCGAUCUUGUACCCUGCCACCACUGGAAGGAACUUUGACGAGCUGCUCCGUGUCAUCGACUCUCUGCAGCUCACCGCUCUCAAGAAGGUGGCCACACCUGUCGACUGGAAGGUACACACACACCCCCCUGUUGAUUGAAAGUUACUCACAUCUCGAUAUUAGAACACUUUGAAAACGUCUGACUAACUUAGAAUUUGGAGAGAGUGGAGACUUUAUAGGUGCCAUAUUGUUUUUUAACUUAAUAUUUCUCUCUUUCUCUCCCUCGCUCUCUCUCAGCCUGGUCAGAAGUGUAUGGUUAUUCCCUCUCUCUCUGAUGCCGAGGCCGCUGAACUUUUCCCCAAUGGCGUCACCACCAAAGAGCUGCCUUCUGGGAAAAAAUACCUCCGCUACACACAGCUCUGAGCCUCAGGUGGGCGCCACAUAGUCAUCCUGGACACAACACAAAGCCCAGAUAGGCCCACUGCCAUAGUAUCCACCUCUAGUAGUCCUAUCAUAGCGUAACCAAUCAUCUCUUUAAGAGUUGACAGUCUUGUUGGUUUAGAUACUUUAAUCAGUGCAUCUCACUACUUACAGUGGGGAAAAAAAGUAUUUAGUCAGCCACCAAUUGUGCAAGUUCUCCCACUUAAAAAGAUGAGAGAGGCCUGUAAUUUUCAUCAUAGAUACACGUCAACUAUGACAGAAAAAAAAAUCCAGAAAAUCACAUUGUAGGAUUUUUUAUGAAUUUAUUUGCAAAUUAUGGUGGAAAAUAAGUAUUUGGUCACCUACAAACAAGCAAGAUUUCUGGCUCUCACAGACCUGUAACUUCUUCUUUAAGAGGCUCCCCUGUCCUCCACUCGUUACCUGUAUUAAUGGCACCUGUUUGAACUUGUUAUCAGUAUAAAAGACACCUGUCCACAACCUCAAACAGUCACACUCCAAACUCCACUAUGGCCAAGACCAAAGAGCUGUCAAAGGACACCAGAAACAACAUUGUAGACCUGCACCAGGCUGGGAAGACUGAAUCUGCAAUAGGUAAGCAGCUUGGUUUGAAGAAAUAAACUGUGGGAGCAAUUAUUAGGAAAUGGAAGACAUACAAGACCACUGAUAAUCUCCCUCGAUCUGGGGCUCCACGCAAGAUCUCACCCCGUGGGGUCACAAGAACUGAUCACAAGAACGGUGAGCAAAAAUCCCAGAACCACACAGGGGGACCUAGUGAAUGACCUGCAGAGAGCUGGGACCAAAGUAACAAAGCCUACCAUCGGUAACACACUACGCCGCCAGGGACUCAAAUCCUGCAGUGCCAGACGUGUCUCCCUGCUUAAGCCAGUACAUGUCCAGGCCCAUCUGAAGUUUGCUAGAGUACAUUUGGAUGAUCCAGAAGAGGAUUGGGAGAAUGUCAGAUGAAACCAAAAUAUAACUUUUUGGUAAAAACUCAACUCGUUGUGUUUGGAGGACAAAGAAUGCUGAGUUGCAUCCAAAGAACACCAUACCUACUGUGAAGCAUGGGGGUGGAAACAUCAUGCUUUGGGGCUGUUUUUCUGCAAAGGGACCAGGACGACUGAUCCGUGUAAAGGAAAGAAUGAAUGGGGCCAUGUAUCGUGAGAUUUUGAGUGAAAACCUCCUUCCAUCAGCAAGGGCAUUGAAGAUGAAACGUGGCUGGGUCUUUCAGCAUGACAAUGAUCCCAAACACACCGCCCGGGCAACGAAGGAGUGGCUUCGUAAGAAGAAUUUUCAAGGUCCUGGAGUGGCCUAGCCAGUCUCCAGAUCUCAACCCCAUUGAAAAUCUUUGGAGGGAGUUGAAAGUCCGUGUUGCCCAGCGACAGCCCCAAAACAUCACUGCUCUAGAGGAGAUCUGCAUGGAGGAAUGGGCCAAAAUACCAGCAACAGUGUGUGAAAACCUUGUGAAGACUUACUGAAAACGUUUGACCUGUGUCAUUGCCAACAAAGGGUAUAUAACAAAGUAUUGAGAAACUUUUGUUAUUGACCAAAUACUUAUUUUUCACCAUAAUUUGCAAAUAAAUUCAUUAAAAAUCCUACAAUGUGAUUUUCUGGAUUUAUUUUUCUCAUUUUGUCUGUCAUAGUUGACUUGUACCUAUGAUGAAAAUUACAGGCCUCUCUCAUCUUUUUAAGUGGGAGAACUUGCACAAUUGGUGGCUGACUAAAUACUUUUUUUCCCCACUGUACGUCUUCACUAAGUAUCCAUUAAUCCAUUCAUAGUCAUGUCUUCUGUGGAGCAAGGCUUUGAAAUGAACUUAUCAUUGUAGUGUUACUACCCCAAUAAACACACUUUUGGAGCAACCACUGUGGGUGUGUGUUUUUUGGUGGUUAUGAUAUGAAGCUAGAAAUCCAUGCCAUGUUUAACUGGGUAGAAUAUAGCUCUGCUUCAAUACUUAGAAAAUGCAUCCUUCCAGUAACUGAAUGGUAACUUUGCUUUCACUUGAAUUGUUUUGAGUUUUAAAAACUUGCACAGAUCACAUCUAAUCUCCUAUAGAUCAGUGUUGACCUCACGGAUGGAAAGGAUCCAUUUGACCAGUAUACAAACAGGAGGUAAUUACCCUGAAUUACCUCCUGUAAUGAUUCUGUGUGAUUAGAUAGAGCUGAGGCCUUAGAGAAUAAUGGAAAGCCAGUUAACAAGUGUUUGGUUUAGUACUUGAGUCACAGAAGGCCAGGGGCCUCAUUUAUCAACUGUAUGUAAACUCAAGUCUGUGCAUAAACCAUGCGUGGGAUCAUUCCCACCCAAAGUGAGAUUUAUCAAUAUGAAUGUUCGCUUGAGUGUGCAUACAUUUAUGCAUAGCCAUGCACAGUGGUGUAAAGUACGUAAGUAAAAAUACUUUAAAGUACUACUUAAGUAGUUUUUGGGGGUAUCUGUACUUUACUUUACUAAUUAUAUUUUUGACAACUUUUACUCCACUAAAUUCUUAAAGAAAAUAAUGUACUUUUUACUCCAUACAUUUUCCCUGACACCCAGAAGUACUCGUUACAUUUUGAAUGCUUAGCAGGACAGGAAAAUGGUCCAAUUCACACAAUUAUCAAGAGAACAUCCCUAUCGCCUCUGAUCUGGCGGACUCACUAAACACAAAUGCUUCGUUUGUAAAUUAUGUCUGUGUUGGAGUGUGCCGCUGGCUAUCCGUAAAUUAAAAAUCAUGCCAAAGGAAUUUGAAAUGACUUUUACUUUUGAUACUUAAGUAUAUUUAAAAACAAAUACUUUUGGACUUUUACUCAAGUAGUAUUUUACUGGGUGACUUUUACUUGAGUCAUUUUCUAUUAAGGUAUCUUUACUUUUACUCAAGUAUGGAAAUUGGGUACUUUUUCCACAACUGGCCAUGCAUUUGCACAGUGCCAAGUGAUGGAAUAAGGGAACUGCUUGUCAAGCAUAGAAUGGGGAAAAUAUAUGUUGAAAUUGUGAGUAAUAAUUAAAUCCUUUUUCGAUUUCAUUGUAUUUCCAUUGUGAAUUCAUGCAACAUAUCUUAACAUGCUUUAUAAUUCGACCACAUCAUUGCAUUUGUUACAAUAACAAUCCAUAUAAAGGACAGUAAUGUGUUAGAUGAGAGGUACGUGUGAAAGUUACCACUGUUGAAAUACUUUAUAAGACUGAGAAUGGGAAAGGUAAUGAGAGAUUGCUCUGAUUUGGCACACGCUGCAUUUCGCUGAGAGCACGUUUUUAGAGACAGAUGGGGCUUUUUCUGCAGAAAGUAUAGAUUGGCUCAUCAGAUAUAGUUUCCAAAAAAACGAUCUUAUAGGAUUUUUGCGAGGAUUUAAGACCUACUUUAAAAAGGCAAACUCAUGCCAUUCCGCUGCAUAUCUAAGUGCUUUCCUGUGCGGCUCAGUUGGUAGAGCAUGGCACUUGCAACGCCAGGGUUGUGGGUUCGAUUCCCACAGGGGACCAGUACGAACAAAUUUGAAAAUGUAUGCACUCACUACUGUAAGUAGCUCUGGAUAAGAGCGUCUGCUAAAAUGUCUAUCCACCCUCGGAAUUGGCAACUGCCACUUUUCAGCAAGAGCUUGCUGAUUUGGCAUCUCACAGCCCUCGAUGAGCCAAAGUUUUGGAUGCAAUCAUCAGCAAAAUGCACAGUAACACAUACCAUUUCCAUACACCAUAACACAACAGGUCAAGAUGGGUUUCUUUGCCAUGAUGCCAUCAAUGGGUUCCCAAAUACGAAUGGAGCAAUAGACGGCACCCACAUCGCCAUAAAAUCAUCAUCCCAAAACAAUUUCAAUUAUGUGAACAGAAAAGGCUUCCACUCUUUAUGGGCAGGUGAUUGGUUUUUGUGAUGCGCAGAAGACGCUGCUGAAUGUGGUGGCAAGGUGGUCAGCUGGAACGCAUGAGUCGUUCAUUCUGCAGAACAUCAAUGUUGGGAGGUGAGGAUGGAUGGCUUAUUGAUGAGUGUUGUCUACUCGUGAGGUAUAUUUGCCAUUGCUAAAGGAACUUAAUUGUCCUAAUGGUCCUCUCUUUGUAGAUAUGUUUUUAUUUUUAUUGGUCAAGCCACAACUGAGCGAGCCAAAUAAAACCAUUUGGUUGUACUCAAUCUCUGACACUAGCACCUCUAUUUAAGUCUGAGUUUUUAGUUUUACGUAGCUUUUUGUACGCAAUAUUGAUAAAUGAGGCCCCAGAAGCUUUAGGUGGUUUCAAGCACCCCAAAAGGUAGGGAAACACUGCUCUAGAGCUGUUGUUGACAGACACUGUGCUGAAACCAUCCAAUGCUUUACUCUGUUUUACCAGCAGAUGGCAGUACUUCCACAGUAAUGUAAAGGACUUCAGCGCCAUGGGGAGAUUCUCAUUUGAUUAAAAUACCGUCCUCUCCUCGACUCCUCCAUCCUCUCUCCUCCGUGACCCGGAAACCGAUAAGUGGUCGAGUGGUCAAGGAGAGUAUCAAUUAGUUAGUAGGCAAACGCAGUAGUGUCCUCGCCUCCUCCCACUGAGGAAGCAAAUGCCCCGAGUCCAUUGCAGAUCAGUUUUGACAUAUGCCACACCUCCUUUGAAUCGGCUGUUGUUUACUUGGAGGAGAAGAGCAUGCACAUAUUUAAAAGCCAUAUGCUACUUAUACCUUUAUAAAAUGUCUAACACAACUAGCUAAAUGUAUUUUUAAAACUUUACACAUUUAAUAUGGGAGUCCACCCCUGUAAACAAUUUGCAUGAUGCCACAUGAGUGAAGGAGUCUCAUUUCAUACAAGUGCAUUUGGCUCAGAGUUUAGUUUGAGAUGUAAAAUUGUAAUAGUACUAAAAACAUAGUUUAGAACUCAAUGACUGGUUUUAAUUUGUUUCCUGCACCCGGAUUAAGGCCAAUGGAGAAUAUCCAUUGAAAUUCUUCUAAGUCUAGGAAAAUACUUUGUCUGGGACAGGGAAACUAGCUUUCAGUGUUGCUUGAGAGGAACUCUAGUUAAUAAUUGACAUGUGAACCUGUUCAAGUGUUUUAACUAGACCAUGGUGUGUGUUACCUAACACAGGUAUUCAACCCACAUAGCUGGGGAUCAUAUACCACUGUAAAGGACCUCAAGGUUUGAACACAUGGACACCCACGUACGCACACACAGAGGACGCUUGCUACCAAGGACAAAGAGGGGACUCCCUUUGUGUGAAGAAAGAUAGAAUGUGUCUGGAAUGUCUUUGAAGAUUUCGACUACGCCCCAUGCCCCUGACCCUUUCUGCUUCCAGGACACUGCGAAUCAGAGAGCAUGGCAUUCUUCCAUAGUUCUACCCCACUAACCUCUGUCUUAUACCCACAUUUGAAGUGCAAAACUGUAUGCUUUGGUUUAGUGCACACCGUUACAAUAGUCCCAAGUACCGGUAGAUGCAUGGAGUGUAUUUGUAUGACCAAAGUCAGACUGAUCUGUGCUGUGGUAUGGACAGUAAGAUGGUCCUUACAUGGUGUAUCCUCUAGAUGGCAAUGCUGCUACAGCUGAUUCACUGAGGCAACAGUCAUUGGUACACCCCAAGGUUCAAGUGAAAGGUCGUCAAACAAGCUUGGAACAAUCUUCCCUUUAAUGAGAUUAAUUACGUUUAGUUCAUAGCAGUUCGUUUAUGUCACUGAGCAGGUAGACUCACACACAGCAGUGGAGCUGCAAUACAGGCAAGACCCACAUUCCCAGCCCCAACGACACCACCACCCCAAUCAACAGCAGCAGAUGUGUGUGUUCUAUAGCCCUUCUCCUGGGCAUGUCACACUGGGCAACUAAUACACCACCAGCAGCUGCUAGUAACACACUCGCACACGCACACCUGAUCCAUAUCCAAUGCUGAUUGUCACAACAUGAAGUCUAUUUCCAGUGUAUUCUCUGUGUUAUUGUUACUCAAUCAUCAAGCAUGGUGAGGGUGUGUGUGUGUGUGGAAGUGUGUUUACUACAAUCUCAGCUGCUGCUCAAACGUGGGAAAGAGGGCAAAUUGUAGAAGUUCUGGCUGGGGGAGCAGUGUGUGUGUGUGCGUGUGCGUGUGGGUGUGUGCCUGUAUGUGUGUAUGUGUGUGUAGGAGGUUGUUAUUCCCAUGUUGUGCCAGGCAUUGACUUCAGUAGUGGAAACGGUUUUAAAAAUAUUUUAUUUGAACCCUAUCCUAAACCUUACCCUUACCUUAACCAUUUGGAUUGAGUGCCUAAACUUAACCCUCAAAAUUUAACGUUUGGAGAAAUGGAACGAUACAGAGCAGCAGGAGUAACAAAAACACCUCAAAAGUUGACGUUUGAAGCAACUUCAAAAUGUGGCAUUUGGAGAAUGUGGAUGAACGUCUAAUUCUGCAGUGAGACUUUGAGAGCUUGUUGCUUCAUCACCUGAGGCUGCCAGUGACCCACAGAUUAACAAGCCAGAGACCAGGGAGGAAAACCACACACACACACAGCUCUGAUGCUUUCCAGACUCUCUCUCCCUCCCUGAUUGCCUGGCACUCUCACCCCUUUCUCCCUCCCCCAUCUCACUCUCACCACUCUUAUCUGCCUCCACCUCCCUCUACCUCCACUUUGCUCUCUUGUACAACAAAAACAUACAAGUUCAAUCAGUUUCUUUCUCUGACUAUCACUCUUUCAUUCUUCUUUCUUUUUUAAAUAAACUUAAUCCAAGCAGCUUGCUGACAGAAGGCCAUUGUAGACACACUGUAGAGCUCCUAGAAAAUGUAAUGGCUGAUGGUCAUUUAGUUAGCUGUACGACGCCUGUGAUAAAUGUCAAUGUAAGUGCUAUUAUUCUCACUCUCUCCCUCGCUCUCGCUCUCUCUCUCCCUCACUCCUAUCUUUCUCUCUUUCUCACUCCCCCCACCCCCCCUUCUAUAACCGGGACACAUACAUAAUCAGUAGUGGUGUAUCACCUGAGUAAUGUCUAAGGGUGUCUGGACUUUAAAACACAAGUCAACACUAAUGUCCAGGACUAUAUCACAGCCUUAACGCAAAUAGCUGUCACUGUGUGUGUGUGUGCCCUGCUGUCUGAUCAUAAUAAAGAGGACUGUCAUUAAAAGGAGACAUCAAACACAAGGCAGUAAGGCUCAGACAGGCCACAGAGCAGAGUGCUUUAACAGAGCACUUUCUGGAAGGAUAGAGGGAGACCACCAUGACUGGCAUACAGACAUAGCCUACACGUAUGCAUUAAUAUACAGUGGGGGGAAAAAAGUAUUUAGUCAGCCACCAAUUGUGCAAGUUCUCCCACAUAAAAAGAUGAGAGAGGCCUGUAAUUUUCAUCAUAGGUACACGUCAAAUAUGACAGACAAAAUGAGAAAAAAAAUCAACGCAGACUUUCAACUCCCUCCAAAGAUUUUCUAUGGGGUUGAGAUCUGGAGACUGGCUAGGCCACUCCAGGACCUUGAAAUGCUUCUUACGAAGCCACUCCUUCGUUUCCCGGGCGGUGUGUUUGGGAUCAUUGUCAUGCUGAAAGACCCAGCCACGUUUCAUCUUCAAUGCCCUUGCUGAUGGAAGGAGGUUUUCACUCAAAAUCUCACGAUACAUGGCCCCAUUCAUUCUUUCCUUUACACGGAUCAGUCGUCCUGGUCCCUUUGCAGAAAAACAGCCCCAAAGCAUGACGUUUCCACCCCCAUGCUUCACAGUAGGUAUGGUGUUCUUUGGAUGCAACUCAGUAUUCUUUGUCCUCCAAACACGACGAGUUUAAGCAGGGGGACACGUCUGGCACUGCAGGAUUUGAGUCCCUGGCGGCGUAGUGUGUUACUGAUGGUAGGCUUUGUUGCUUUGGUCCCAGCUCUCUGCAGGUCAUUCACUAGGUCCCCCCGUGUGGUUCUGGGAUUUUUGCUCACCGUUCUUGUGAUCAGUUCUUGUGACCCCACGGGGUGAGAUCUUGCGUGGAGCCCCAGAUCGAGGGAGAUUAUCAGUGGUCUUGUAUGUCUUCCAUUUCCUAAUAAUUGCUCCCACAGUUGAUUUCUUCAAACCAAGCUGCUUACCUAUUGCAGAUUCAGUCUUCCCAGCCUGGUGCAGGUCUACAAUUUUGUUUCUGGUGUCCUUUGACAGCUCUUUGGUCUUGGCCAUAGUGGAGUUUGGAGUGUGACUGUUUGAGGUUGUGGACAGGUGUCUUUUAUACUGAUAACAAGUUCAAACAGGUGCCAUUAAUACAGGUAACGAGUGGAGGACAGAGGAGCCUCUUAAAGAAGAAGUUACAGGUCUGUGAGAGCCAGAAAUCUUGCUUGUUUGUAGGUGACCAAAUACUCAUUUUCCACCAUAAUUUGCAAAUAAAUUCAUAAAAAAUCCUACAAUGUGAUUUUCUGGAAAAAAAAAUCUCAAUUUGUCUGUCAUCGUUGACGUUUACCUAUGAUGAAAAUUACAGGCCUCUCUCAUCUUUUUAAGUGGGAGAACUUGCACAAUUGGUGGCUGACUAAAUACUUGUUUUCCCCCACUGUACAUAUUGAAUAGACAGAUGGAUAAAGAGAGAAAGACAGAGGGACAGAGAGAAUAGAGUGUGUAUUUGUUGCUAUGGUAACCGUUUGGGUGUAGUUGCUGGGUUGUUAUGGUAACUGUUUGGGGUUUUGGCUCCAGUUCCAAACCAUAGAGACAUUUUGGUCAGUUCUGAAACCAGCAUGGCUUUCUUGGCUCUUACACUAAGGGUGUUUUCACCGAAAUGGUUUUGAACGGUUUUUCCAAACUCUGGUGCGUUUACCCCCUCAGGGGGCUUUCAUACCAAAUCGCUUCGUAGCGUUUUUUCCGAACUCUGGCACGUUUCCCCCUUAGUUUGUUUCCUUUGGACUGGUGUGAACACUAUCCACACUCGGAGCGCACUAAACAGCGCACCGUGGUUCGCUCAAAAAGGGUGGUCCGAUUCCAUUCAUAUCAUGGUGCGGUUAGUUGCAGGUGUGAAAGCAGUCCAGACCAAACAGAGAAAAAGACCCAGAGGCGCUGCAGGCCUAUUAUUUGUGAAAUGCACGCAGUAGCCUACCAUAACUCUGAAACAUUCUGUGAGUAGCAGCACAUUUACACUGAGUGUACAAAACAUUAAGAACACCUCAAUUCGUCGGGGCAUGGACUCUACAAGAUGUCGAAGCGUUCGACAGGCAAGCUGGCCCAUGUUGACUCCAAUGCUUCCCUCAGUUGUGCCAAGUUGGCUGGAUGUCCUUUGGGUGGUGGACCAUUCUUGAUACAGAUGGGAAACUGUUGAUUGUGAAAAUCCCAGCAGUGUUGCAGUUCUUGACACAAACCGGUGCACCAGGCACCUACUACCAUACCCCGUUCAAAGGCACUUAAAUCUUUUGUCUUGCCCAUUCACCUUCUGAAUGGCACACAUACACAAUCCAUGUCUCAAUUGUCUCAAGGCAUAAAAAUCCUUCUUUAACCUGUCUUCUCCCCAUCUACACUGAUUGAAGUAGUUUUAACAAGUGACAUCAAUAAGGGAUCAUAGCUUUCACCUGGAUUCACCUGGUCAGUCUGUCAUGGAAAGAGCAGGUGUUCCUAAUGUUUUGUACAGUCAGUGUAUGAGUGCAUCUGAUGCAGAUUAGGGGAGACGGGGCUAUAGCCUAUCAAGCUUAUUCACGUUGCAUUUAGAGGGGCUAUUGCGCGGUUUCCUCCUGCAUGUUGUUGGAAGACAAAAUUAAGUUAAUGUAAUAUAACAUUUGGCAUACACAAGUUAUGCUUCUUGAUAAUCGUAGAUGGAUUUAACAUUGAGCAUUUCUCUCCAAUAAAUGAAUGUCUUGCAUAAACACGUGGAUUUGUUUAGGCAUUUUAUUUCAUUGGACAUUUGGCAAUGUGAAACCAACUGGACAGAAUGGAGAAAAAAAUACAAUGUAGGCCUAAAAAUAAUCAAAUUAUGAUUCGAACUUUAGCUCAGAACUAACGUGCCGUUUUCCACACACAGUCCACUCACCCUUCUCCCGACCGGUGACACUACAGCUGCCAGUCAGAGACAAGACGCUUUUUCUGCGUCAAGCCAGUGCAAUGCAGCUCAAAAAGAGAAGUGAAUGAAACAAUAAUACAAAUAAUAAUAUAUAUACAGUGGGGAGAACAAGUAUUUGAUACACUGCCGAUUUUGCAGCUUUUCCUACUUACAAAGCAUGUAGAGGUCUGUAAUUUUUAUCAUAGGUACACUUCAACUGCGAGAGACGGAAUCUAAAAAACAAAUCCAGAAAAUCACAUUGUAUGAUUUUUAAGUAAUUAAUUUGCAUUUUAUUGCAUGACAUAAGUAUUUGAUCACCUACCAACCAGUAAGAAUUCCGGCUCUCACAGACCUGUUAGUUUUUCUUUAAGAAGCCCUCCUGUUCUCCACUCAUUACCUGUAUUAACUGCACCUGUUUGAACUCAUUACCUGUAUAAAAGACACCUGUCCACACACUCAAUCAAACAGACUCCAACCUCUCCACAAUGGCCAAGACCAGAGAGCUGUGUAAGGACAUCAGGGAUAAAAUUGUAGACCUGCACAAGGCUGGGAUUGGCUACAGGACAAUAGGCAAGCAGCUUGGUGAGAAGGCAGCAACUGUUGGCGCAAUUAUUAGAAAAUGGAAGAAGUUCAAGAUGACGGUCAAUCAUCCUCGGUUUGGGGCUCCAUGCAAGAUCUCACCUCGUGGGGCAUCAAUGAUCAUGAGAAAGGUGAGGGAUCAGCCCAGAACUACACGGCAGGACUUGGUCAAUGACCUGAAGAGAGCUGGGACCACAGUCUCAAAGAAAACCAUUAGUAACACACUACGCCGUCAUGGAUUAAAAUCCUGCAGCGCACGCAAGGUCCCCCUGCUCAAGCCAGCACAUGUCCAGGCCCGUCUGAAGUUUGCCAAUGACCAUCUGGAUGAUCCAGAGGAGGAAUGGGAGAAGGUAAUGUGGUCUGAUGAGACAAAAAUAGAGCUUUUUGGUCUAAACUCCACUCGCCGUGUUUGGAGGAAGAAGAAGGAUGAGUACAACCCCAAGAACACCAUCCCAACCGUGAAGCAUAGAGGUGGAAAGAUCAUUCUUUGGGGAUGCUUUUCUGCAAAGGGGACAGGACGACUGCACCGUAUUGAGGGGAGGAUGGAUGGGGCCAUUUAUCACGAGAUCUUGGCCAACAACCUCCUUCCCUCAGUAAGAGCAUUGAAGAUGGGUCGUGGCUGGGUCUUCCAGCAUGACAACGACCCGAAACACACAGCCAGGGCAACUAAGGAGUGGCUCUGUAAGAAGCAUCUCAAGGUCCUGGAGUGGCCUAGCCAGUCUCCAGACCUGAACCCAAUAGAAAAUCUUUGAAGGGAGCUGAAAGUCCGUAUUGCCCAGCGACAGCCCCGAAACUUGAAGGAUCUGGAGAAUGUCUGUAUGGAGGAGUGGGCCAAAAUCCCUGCUGCAGUGUGUUCAAACCUGGUCAAGACCUACAGGAAACGUAUGAUCUCUGUAAUUGCAAACAAAGGUUUCUGUACCAAAUAUUAAGUUCUGCUUUUCUGAUGUAUCAAAUACUUAUGUCAUGCAAUAAAAUGCAAAUUAAUUACUUAAAAAUCAUACAAUGUGAUUUUCUGGAUUUUUGUUUUAGAUUCCGUUUCUGACAGUUGAAGUGUACCUAUGAUAAAAAUUACAGACCUCUACAUGCUUUGUAAGUAGGAAAACCUGCAAAAUCGGCAGUGUAUCAAAUACUUGUUCUCCCCACUGUACAUAUUUACAAUUGUAACAAUGAUAAAUGUCCAUUGGGGGGUGGGGGCAGGGUACAUGUCCAUUGGGGGGUGGGGGAAGGGCAGGGUAAAUGUCCGUUGGGGUGGGGGUGGGGUUGCAGGGUAAAUGUCAGUUGGGGUGGUGGGUAAAUGUCCGUUGGGGGGUGGGGGUGGGGGCAGGGUAAAUGUCAGUUGUGGGGUGGGGGCAGGGUAAAUGUCAGUUGGGGAGGGGUAAAUGUCUGUUGGGGGGUGGGGGCAGGAUAAAUGUCAGUUGUGGGGUGGGGGCAGGGUAAAUGUCCAUGGGGGGGGGUCAGCGGCAGUGGAGUUGACGUACCAGGUUGUGAUGCAGCCCGACAGUAUGCUCUCAUUGGUGUUCCUGUAGAACACUGUGAGGGCCCUCUGGGACAGGCCACAUUUCUUUAGUUGAAGAGUUGCUGUCAUGCCUUCUUCACCAAGGUGUCUGUGUGGUUUUACCCUUUCAGCUCCUCUGAGAUGUGUACGCUGACAAACAUGAUGUGGUCCUCUGUAGCUCAGCUGGUAGAGCACGGCGCUUGUAACGCCAAGGUAGUGGGUUCGAUCCCCGGGACCACCCAUACACAAAAAUGUAUGCACGCAUGACUGUAAGUCGCUUUGGAUAAAAGCGUCUGCUAAAUGGCAUAUUAUUUAUUAUUAUGACGUUUUUGACCGUAUCCACAGCGGCCCUGUUAAAGAGGAUGGGGGCGUGCCCAGCCUGGUUCCUCCUGAAGUCCAAAAUCAGCACUUUUGUUUUGCUGAUGUUGAGGGAGAGGUUGUUUACCUGGCAACGUAUUUACAUAAGCAUUCAAACCCUUUGCUAUGAGACUCGAUUUUUUUAUAUAAUUUUUUUAUUUCACCUUUAUUUAACCAGGUAAGCCAGUUGAGAACAAGUUCUCAUUUACAACUGCGAUAAGAUAAAGCAAAGCAGUGCGAUAAAAACAACAACAACACAGAGUUACAUAUGGGAUAAACAAAACGUACAGUCAAUAACACAAUAGAAAAUCUAUAUACAGUGUGUGCAAAUGUAGUAAGUUAUGGAGGUAAGGCAAUAAAUAGGCCAUAGUGCAAAAUAAUUACAAUUUAGUAUUAACACUGGAGUGAUAGAUGUGCAGAAGAUGAUGUGCAAAUAGAGAUACUGGGGUGCAAAUUAGCAAAAUAAAUAACAAUAUGGGGAAAGGUAAUUGGGUGGGCUAAUUACAGAUGGGCUGUGUACAGGUGCAGUGAUCGGUAAGCUGCUCUGACAACUGAUGUUUAAAGUUAGUGAGGGAGAUAAGAGUCUCCAGCUUCAGAGAUUUUUGCAGUUCGUUCCAAUCAUUGGCAGCAGAGAACUGGAAGGAAUGGCGGCCAAAGGAGGUGUUGGCUUUGGGGAUGACCAGUGAGAUAUACCUGCUGGAGCGCAUACUACGGAUGGGUGUUGCUAUGGUGACCAAUGAGCUAAGAUAAGGCGGGGAUUUGCCUAGCAGUGAUUUAUAGAUGACCUAGAGCCAGUGGGUUUGGCGACUAAUAUGUAGUGAGGGCCAGCCAACGAGCGUGUACAGGUCACAAUGGUGGGUAGUAUACAGUGAGGGAAAAAGUAUUUGAUCCCCUGCUGAUUUUGUACGUUUGCCCACUGACAAAGACAUGAUCAGUCUACACUUUUAAUUAUAUAUCUGAACAGUGAGAGACAGAAUAACAACAACAAAAUCCAGAAAAACGCAUUACAAAAAUGUUAUAAAUUGAUGCAUUUUAAUGAGGGAAAUAAGUAUUUGACCCCUCUGCAAAACAUGACUUAGUACUUGGUGGCAAAACCCUUGUUGGCAAUCACAGAGGUCAGACGUUUCUUGUAGUUGGCCACCAGGUUUGCACACAUCUCAGGAGGGAUUUUGUCCCACUCCUCUUUGAAGAUCUUCUCCAAGUCAUUAAGGUUUCGAGCCUGACGUUUGGCUACUCGAACCUUCAGCUCCCUCCACAGAUUUUCUAUGGGAUUAAGGUCUGGAGACUGGCUAGGCCACUCCAGGACCUUAAUGUGCUUCUUCUUGAGCCACUUCUUUGUUGCCUUGGCCGUGUGUUUUGGGUCAUUGUCAUGCUGGAAUACCCAUCCACGACCCAUUUUCAAUGACCUGGCUGAGGGAAGGAGGUUCUCACCCAAGAUUUGACAGUACAUGGCCCCGUCCAUCGUCCCUUUGAUGCAGUGAAGUUAAAAUCAAAUCAAAUCAAAAUGUAUUGGCCACAUGCGCCGAAUACAACAGGUGCAGACAUUACAGUGAAAUGCUUACUAACAGCCCUCAACAACAUUCCUCCUCCUCCAAACACGGCGAGUUGAGUUGAUGCCAAAGAGCUCAAUUUUGGUCUCAUCUGACCACAACACUUUCACCCAGUUCUCUUCUGAAUCAUUCAGAUGUUCAUUGGCAAACUUCAGGCGGGCCUGUAUAUGUGCUUUCUUGAGCAGAGGGACCUUGCGGGCACUGCAGGAUUUCAGUCCUUCAUGGCGUAGUGUGUUACCAAUUGUUUUCUUGGUGACUAUGGUCCCAGCUGCCUUGAGAUCAUUGACAAGAUCCUCCCGUGUAGUUCUGGGCUGAUCCCUCACCGUUCUCAUGAUCAUUGCAACUUCACGAGGUGAGAUCUUACAUGGAGCCCCAGGCUGAGGGGGAUUGACAGUUAUUUUGUGUUUCUUCCAUUUGCGAAUAAUCGCACCAACUGUUGUCACCUUCUCACCAGCUGCUUGGCGAUGGUCUUGUAGCCCAUUCCAGCCUUGUGUAGGUCUACAAUCUUGUCCCUGACAUCCUUGGAGAGCUCUUUGGUCUUGGCCAUGGUGGAGAGUUUGGAAUCUGAUUGAUUGAUUGCUUCUGUGGACAGGUGUCUUUUAUACAGGUAAGAAACUGAGAUUAGGAGCAAUUAGGGAUCAAAUACUUUUUUCCCUCACUGUACAUAUGAGAUGAGCAAUGCAAUAUAUGUAAACAUUACUAAACUGGCUAGUGUUCCAUUUCUUAAAGUGGCCAGUGAUUUAGUGAUUUAGAUAGUCUAUAUCUAUAGGCAGCAGCCUCUAAUGUGCUAGUGAUGGCUGUUUAACAGUCUGAGAUCUCUUGAGAGAUCUGAAAAUAGCUGUGCAGCAUUGCUCCCCAUCCAACCUGACAGAGCUUGACAGGAUCUGCACAGAAGAAUUUGAGAAACUCCCAAAAUACAGGUGUGCCAAGCUUGUAGUGUCAUACCCAAGAAGACUCGAGGCUGUAAUCGCUGCCAAAGGUACUUGAUUACUGAAUAAAGGGUCUGAAUACUUAUGUAAAUGUGAUAUUUCAGUUUUCUAUUUUUAAUACAUUUGCAAACAUUUCUAAAAACCUGUUUUUGCUUUGUCAUUAUGGGUAUUGUGUGUAGAUUCAUGAGGAAAAAAACUAUUUAAUCAAUUUUAGAAUAAGGCUGUAACGUUAAUAAAAUGUGGAAAAAGUCAAGGGGUCUGAAUACUUUCUGAAUUCACUGUACAUUUGUGGUGCAGUAUGAUGAUAUGACUAUUGCGUUGGUCUGGUAGACAAAAGUGAUUUCAGUGUUGAAUAAAUGGUAAGUGUGUGGUAGGGUUCAGCAGUCAGCCCAGGGUUCAGCUGUUGGAUCAGUCUUGUGGUUUGGGGGUAGAGGCUGGCUUUGAGACAGGUGGACCGAGACUUGAUGUUGAACCUCACUGCAGCGGAUCCCUCUCCCCUGUGUGCCCCCGCCUCCUGCCUUCACAAUCGGAAGCCCCUUUCAAGUAACGGGUGACCUGAAUCUGGACCCCCUCAUCCGCAGCAUCCUGGGUUGCAGGGUUCUUCCGAAUGGCUCCUAUACACAAAGAAAGAACAUUGAGUUAAAUUUGAAUUGUUUACACAUUUACUCAAAAGUAGAGAAAACAAGUGUAACAUAUUUAAUAAUAUAAAAACUUACUGUGAGGCAUGGUCUUCAGAAACAAGUCCCUGAACCAGGCCUUGGUUGUGGCGAUGGCAAGACGGUUUGACAGAAUGCAAGGUAGCAUCCACCACACAAAGUAACAAAGCCUACCAUCAGUAAGACACUACGCCGCCAGGGACUUAAAUCCUGCAGUGCCAGACGUGUCCCCCUGCUUAAGCCAGUACAUGUCCAGGCCCGUGCUAGAGUGCAUUUGGAUGAUCCAGAAGAGGAUUGGGAGAAUGUCAUAUGGUCAGAUGAAACCAAAAUAUAACUUUUUGGUAAAAACUCAACUCGUCGUGUUUGGAGGACAAAGAAUGCUGAGUUGCAUCCAAAGAACACCAUACCUACUGUGAAGCAUGGGGUGGAAACAUCAUGCUUUGGGGCUGUUUUUCUGCAAAGGGACCAGGACGACUGAUCCGUGUAAAGGAAAGAAUGAAUGGGGCCAUGUAUCAUGAGAUUUUGAGUGAAAACCUCCUUCCAUCAGCAAGGGCAUUGCAGAUGAAACGUGGCUGGGUCUUUCAGCAUGACAAUGAUCCCAAACACACCGCCCGGGCAACGAAGGAGUGGCUUCGUAAGAAGCAUUUCAAGGUCCUGGAGUGGCCUAGCCAGUCUCCAGAUCUCAACCCCAUAGAAAAUCUUUGGAGGGAGUUGAAAGUCCGUGUUGCCCAGCGACAGCCCCAAAACAUCACUGCUCUAGAGGAGAUCUGCAUGGAGGAAUGGGCCAAAAUACCAGCAACAGUGUGUGAAAACCUUGUGAAGACUUACAGAAAACGUUUGACCUGUGUCAUUGCCAACAAAGGGUAUAUAACAAAGUAUUGAGAAACUUUUGUUAUUGACCAAAUACUUAUUUUCCACCAUAAUUUGCAAAUAAAUUCAUUAAAAAUCCUACAAUGUGAUUUUCUGGAUUUUUUUUCCUCAUUUUGUCUGUCAUAGUUGACGUGUACCUAUGAUGAAAAUUACAGGCCUCUCUCAUCUUUUUAAGUGGGAGAACUUGCGCAAUUGGUGGCUGACUAAAUACUUUUUUUCCCCCACUGUAAUUAGUUAUAUAAAGUCCACUUGUGUGCAAUCUAAGUGUCACAUGAUCUGUCACAUGAUCUCAGUAUAUAUACACCUGUUCUGAAAGGCCCCAGAGUCUGCAACACCACUAAGCAAGGGGCACCACCAAGCAAGCGGAACCAUGAAGACCAAGGAGCUCUCCAAACAGGUCAGGGACAAAGUUGUGGAGAAGUACAGAUCAGGGUUGGGUUAUAAAAAAAUAUCCGAAACUUUGAACAUCCCACGGAGCACCAUUAAAUCCAUUAUUAAAAAAUUGAAAGAAUAUGGCAUCACAACAAACCUGCCACACGAGUGCCGCCCACCAAAACUCAUGGACCAGGCAAGGAGGGCAUUAAACAGAGAGGCAACAAAGAGACCAAAGAUAACCCUGAAGGAGCUGCAAAGCUCCACAGCGGAGAUUGGAGUAUCUGUCUAUAGGACCACUUUAAGCCGUACUCUCCUCAGAGCUGGGCUUUACGGAAGAGUGGCCAGAAAAAGCCAUUGUUUAAAGAAAAAAAUAAGCAAACACAUUUAGUGUUCGCCAAAAGCCAUGUCUGAGACUCCCCAAACAUAUGGAAGAAGGUACUCUGGUCAGAUGAGACUAAAACUUUUUUGCCAUCAAGGAAAACGUUAUGUCUGGCGCAAACCCAACACCUCUCAUCACCCCGAGAACACCAUCCCCACAGUGAAGCAUGGUGGUGACAGCAUCAUGCUGUGGGUAUGUUUUUCAUCAGCAGGGACUGGGAAACUGGUCAGAAUUUAAGGAAUGAUGGAUGGCGCUAAAUACAGGGAAAUACUUGAGGGAAACCUGUUUCAGUCUUCCAGAGAUUUGAGACUGGGACGGAGGUUCACUUUUCAGCAGGACAAUGACCCUAAGCAUACUGCUAAAGCAACACUUGAGUGGUUUAAGGGGAAACAUUUAAAUGUCUUGGAAUGGCCUAGUCAAAUCCCAGACCUCAAUCCAAUUGAGAAUCUGUGGUAUGAUUUAAAGAUUGCUGUACACCAGCAGAACCCAUCCAACUUGAAGGAGUUGGAGCAGUUUCACCUUGAAGAAUGGGCAACAAUCCCAGUGGCAAGAUGUGCCAAGCUUAUAGAGACAUACCCCAAGAGACUUGCAGCUGUAAUUGCUGCAAAAGGUGGCUCUACAAAGUAUUGACCUUGGGGGGUGAAUAGUUAUGCACGCUCAAGUUUUCUGUUUUUUGUCUUAUUUCUUGUUUGUUUCACCCAAAAAAAUAUUUUGCAUCUUCAAAGUGGUAGGCAUAUUGUGUAAAUCAAAUGAUACAAACAUCCAAAAAAUCCGUUUUAAUUCCAGGUUGUAAUGCAACAAAAUAGGAAAAAUGCCAAGGGGGGUGAAUACUUUCGCAUGCCACUGUAUGUAACUCCCAUCUUAGAGAGAGACUGCUAUUAGACAAAUGUAUGCAGAUAUGUAGAGCUUCUGAGUUGUCACGUGAGAACAGUAAAAUAAUUCAAGGAAAUACAGUUGAGAAAGUACAUGCAAUGAAACAUACAGCAAAGAAAGAAAAGGACAAAGAUUUAAUCUCAUGCAAAUUCUGUGGGAAACCACAUGAGAGGAAUAAAACGAAAUGCCCAGCUUUUGGAAAGCAAUGUACAAAGUGUGGGAAGCACAAUCAUUUUGCUGCAAAGUCCAUGUCAAUUGAAGGGAGAGGACAAUCAGUGAAUAACGUGACUGAGACAGAUGAGAAAUACGAGGAGAUUGUGUGUUAUUACAGAGACUGUAAAUACAGGAAAAGACAGUACGGACAGCAAUGCUCAUUGGCAAAGAACUAGUGAUAUUUCAGUUAGAUUGUGGAGCAAGCUGUAAUAUUAUCCUAAUGAAUCUACUGAACCCGGUCACAGAAGUUGCGAAAACAAACCGAGUCCUGGUGAUGUACAACAAGAGCACACAACAGCCAUGCAAAUGCAAGAUUAAACUGAGAAAUCCAUGAAACAAGAAACUGUACCGUCUAGUGUGUAUAGAUGUUGAUUAGGGCUUUACAGUGCCAAUACUAGGCAGUAUGGAGUUCAGGCCAUGAACCUAGCAAAAGUGUUGUUUGUGAACAUUCUCGCUGUGCAUGGAUAGCAUUGCGACAGCAGGAACGGACACAGAGGGUCAAUGGACUAUGGAGAACAAAAAAAGGGAAUAUUUAGAUUUUGUUUUUUUAUGUAUUAUUUUUUACAUUAUUAGCUCAGAAAGUGUUUGUAUCAUUACAUACAGCUGGGAAAAACUAUUGGAUAUCAGAACGGCGGUAACUCCGUAGCAUUACGACCAGGAAUACGACUUUCCCGAAGCAGAUCCUUUGUUUGCUCUCCCCAGGGCAAUUGAACUGAUUCCAGCGGCUGACCCAAAACAUCGCCGGCGGAGGAGAGGCACUCUGAGCGGCCUGCUGGUUCGACUUAGGAGGCACGCACACCACCCACCGCUUCCAAUGAUACUACUUGCUAAUGUUCAGUGUUUGGAUAACAAAGUCGACGAGCUCAGGGCAAGGAUUUCUUUCCAGAGAGACAUCAGGGCCUGUAACAUACUUUGUUUCAUGGAAACACGGCUCUCUGGGGAUAUUCUGUCGAAAUCGGUCCAGCCAGAUGGGUUCUCAGUUCAUCGCGCAGACAGAAAUAAAUAUCUCUCUGGGAAGCAGAUGGGCGGAGGUGUGUGUUUCAUGAUUAACGACUCAUGGUGUAAUUGUAGUAACAUACAGGAACUCAAGUCCUUUUGUUCACCCGACCAAGAAUACCUCACAAUCAAAUGCCGACCGUAUUAUCUCCCAAUAUAAUUUUAUUCGGUUAUAGUCACGGCCGUGUAUAUCCCCCCUUAAGCCGAUACCACAACGGCCCUCAAAGAACUUCACUGGACUUUAUGCAAACUGGAAACCACAUAUCCUGAGGCUGCAUUUAUUGUAGCCGGGGAUUUUAACAAAGCAAAUUUGAGGACUAGGCUGCGGAAGUUCUAUCAACAUAUCGACUGUUGUACUCGGGCUGCUAAAAUCUUCGACCAUUGCUAUUUGAACAUCCAGGAUGGUUAUAAGGCCCUCCCCUGCCCUCCUUUCGGCAAAUCUGACCACGACUCCGUUUUGCUCCUCCCUUCCUAUAGGGAGAAACUCAAACAGGAGGUACCCGUGCUAAGGACUAUUCAACGUUGGUCUGACCAAUCGGAAUCCACGCUUCAAGAUUGUUUUGAUCACCCGGACUGGGAUAUGUUCCGAGUAGCUUGCGAAAAUAAUUUAGACGAAUACACUGAAAAGGUGAAUGAGUUUAUCAGGAAGUGUAUAGGAGAUGUUGUGCCCACUGUGACUAUUAAAACCUACCCUAACCAGAAACUGUGGAUAGAUGGCAGCAUUCGCGCAAAACUGAAAGUGCAAUCCACGGCAUUUAACCAUGGCAAGGUGACUGGGAACAUGGCAGAAUACAAACAGUGUAGCUACUCACUCCGCAAGGCAAUUAAACUGGCAAAACAUCAGUAUAGAGACAAAGUGGAGUCGCAAUUCAACGGCUCAGACACGAGACGUAUGUGGCAGGGUCUACAGACAAUCACAGACUACAAAAGGAAAACCAGCCACGUCGCUGACACCGACGUCUCGCUUCCGGACAAGCUAAACACCUUCUUCGCCCACUUUGAGGAUAACACAGUGCCACCGACGUGGCCCACUACCAAGGACUGGCUCUCCUUCUCUGUGGCCGACAUGAGUAAGACAUUUAAGCAUGUUAACCCCCGCAAGGCUGCCGGCCCAGACGGCAUCCCUAGCCGCGUCCUCAGAGCACACGCAGACCAGCUGGUUGGUGUGUUUACGGACAUAUUCAAUCUCUCCCUAUCCCAGUCUGCUGUCCCCACAUGCUUCAAGAUGGCCACCAUUGUUCUUGUACCCAAGAAAGCAAAGGUAACUGAACUAAAUGACUAUUGGCCCGUAGCACUCACCCCUUUGCUCUGAAACAGCAAAAUACAAGAAAAUGCAGACGCUGAUACAGACCAUUCAGUAGGGAUGGCCAAAGAAGAAAAUGGAUACACUGAAGGAUGUCAUACACUACUACUCGUUUCAAGAUAAACAAAGUAUUCAAGAUGGAAUCAUAUUCAGAGGAGAAAGAGCAGUUAUUCCAGACACAUUUAGAUGUGAAAUAACUCAACUGAUUCACUCUUCUCACAUUGGGAUUGAAGGAUGUCUCAGGAGGGCAAGAUAAUGUGUAUACUGGCAUGAACGAACAGGUUAAGACAUUCAUAGAAAAGUGCGACAUCUGCAGGUCUAGGGAUGCAAAACAACAAAAGGAGACACUUUGUCCACAUGAGCUGCCUAGUCGAACACAAGAAAAGGUAGGCACAGACCUGUUUACAUUUGAGAUAAUCUGAUUACCUUUCCAAUUUCUGGGAACUUUAUUACCGACCUGAAACAAGGUCCACCACUUUGAUCCGCAAGCUUAAAUCACACUUUGCAAGGCAAGGGAUACCAGAUGUCUGUUUCUCUGAUAAUGGACCUCAGUAUUCCUCACAGGAUUUCAAAAGAUUCAGCGAACUAUGGGAUUUCGAACACAAGACCUCGUCACCUGGUUACCCUCAAAGUAAUGAGAAAGCAGAGUCCAAAACGUCUGAUGCUGAAAGCCAAAACAGAAGACAAAGACCCUUACCUGGCUAUACUGGACCAUCGCAAUAUACCAUCACAAGGAAAGAACACGAGCCCAGCUCAAAGACUGCUGAGUAGGAGAACCAGAACUCUUCUACCCAUAAGGGAUAGUCUUCUACAACCAGAGAUAAAACAAACAAGCCAAUGCCUGAUAGAAAACCACCAAAAAAAAAGCAACCUACUAUGACCGACGCUAAGGACAUGAGAACAUUAAGAGCAGAUGAAAGUGUUAAAAUCCAACCUAUAGAACCACACACAUUCUGGAGAAAAGCAAAAGGGCUGAAAUCUGUAGAAUUUUACCCCUUUUUUCGUGAUAUCCAAUUGGUAGUUAAAGUCUUGUCCCAUCGCUGCAACUCCUGUAUGGACUAGGAAGAGGCGAAGGUCGAGAGCCAUGCUUCCUCCGAAACACGACCCUGCCAAGCUACACUGCUUCUUGACACACUGCUCGCUUAACCCGGAAGCCAGCCGCACCAAUGUGUCGGAGGAAACACUGUACAACUGGCGACCGUGUCAGCGUGCAUGCACCCGGCCCACCACAGGAUUCGCUAGAGCGCAAUGGGACAAGGACAUCCCGGCCGGCCAAACCCUCCCCUAACCCGGACGAUGCUGGGCCAAUUGUGCGUCGCCUAAUUGGUCUCCCGGUCGCGGCCGGCUGCGACACAGCCCGGGAUCGAACCCGGAUCUGUAGUGACGCCUCAAGAGCUGCAGUGCCUUAGACUGCUGCGCUACUCGGGAGGCCCCACUGGAGGUAUUCUGAGGAGGAAUCGUCGCCAUCUCAGUGGGGAUCAUAACUCAACCACAGAGCAAAGUCAACCUGGGACUAUAGGGACUGUUUCGACUCCAGAUGUGUGCGACUGGGGACACACAACAGGUCACUACCAGAUCUGGCCUCACAGUAGUCAGGUACCUGAAAGAUUUGGAAAACAAAACAGACAGAAAAGUCACUGACAAUAAUUAAAACAAAGGGAAUAGAAAAGUGACAGCUGUGAGGUGGAAAGUUCUAAAGUUUUUUUUUACUGUUUUUUAUGUCACAAAGUUGAUAUUGAGUAAUUCUGACAGUUUUGUGACACUGUAUACAGUUUUGGGAUUAUGCUGUUAUGGUAGGAUUUCACACUUACAACAACUAAAAGAAAAGAUGUAACAAUAGUAUUGUUAUAUGUUGCAGUUGGGACACUAAUGUGUAUAACACUCGUUCUUACCAUGCUACUGCAGUGACCAGCACGCCUGUAUUGAUGCUGAGAUGUUGCCCGUUAAUAAAUAAUAAUUAAGCAGCUGAAAUGCUUUAACCAUCCAUUCUGUAUAGGCUAAGAUAAGAGACAGAACAGAUAUGAAACAAUUUAGUUCCCCAAAAGACUGUGGAAUGUUCUUUCCCAAAAGCAGAGACAGGUUCGAAAACUUGAUGGAGGAUGGUAACAAAGAUAACUUCCUGUUGAGGCUUUUCGGCUUCUUCUGUGGGGUU